AUGGCUAAACAUAUUUUUAAAUAUUUGAACAACAACCAUUCUAUCUGGGUUGACAUUCUCAACGUUAAAUAUGGGAAAGUUAAUUUUUGGCAAGGCUCCAUCCCUGCUAAAUGCUCGUGGUUUUUUCGUGGGUUAUGUCAUUCGGCUAAAUAUAUUAAGCCUUUUUGCAAAAUCAAUGCUGUUAACCCUGAGCGCACUUCGUUUCUUUGGGACCCUUGGAUCUUUGACACUCCGGUUGCAUUUAAGCCUACAUACAUUAAUAUGGAUGUUGAUCUCCCUAACGUUGCUAUGUCGGAUUUGGUUUCGGAUAAUCUGUGGGAUCUUAACUCUCUCUCCCUGAUCUUUGGUGAGAUGACCAACACGUUUAAUAGCGAAUCUGUUUCGGUUGUUCCUGACCUUGAUAAUCAUUGGAUUUGGCUGCCUAAACCCAGUUCCUGUAAAAUCUCUUCAGCUGUUUACCACCAUUUAAAUAACCAAUCUUCAUUUUCUGAUCCUUGGGUUGGUUGGAAGCACUUAUGGAAAAUCCCUGUUGCCCCGCGUGUUAAGCAUUUCAUCUGGUUAUGCAUCAAAGGUCGUUUGUCUACUUUUGCCUUUCUUAACCAACUAAAUAUUGGUCUGGAUCGCCCCUGCAUAUUCUGCGGUCUUCACCGUGAAACCAUCAAUCACCUUUUUAAUGACUGUUCUAGUGCUCAAUUCGUUUGGAAUCAAAUCAUGAUCAAAUCUAAUCAGACCUUCAGCUUUCGGGACGAUUUCCAAGCGGGCGAUUGGAUCUUAACUUAUCAUACCUCUCCGAUCAUUCUUGCUCUCAUCGCUGCUGGCGCUUGGUUUAUCUGGAUUUGCAGGUGUAAUUAUGUUUUUAAGCAUGAGAGACCGAAUCUCAUUAUUCCUGUGUACAAGACCAUUGCUCAUACCAGAGAUUUUGCUUACGGAUCCCGCGUCUCCAUCGGUAGAAACUUCAUUCAGUUUAACUUCUCUUGCACGGACGGCCCUUUCCUCUUCACUCACGUUAUCGUCAACCACGAUCUUCAGGUUAGGUCUGUCGGCUUUUUUAUCUCCGAUGCUUAUUCUUGUAUCUCUCUCGCAGGAUGCGUGUCGCAGCCUUCGUUGGACACUUCUUGCGAUGAGAUUUUCGCCAUUGAGAUUGCUCUAUCGACUGCCCUGGCGCACUGCUUCAAUGUCAAAAGAAUUUUCUGUUCCCAUCAUGGUGCUUUGGAUCUCCUUCAUCGCAUACGACUCUACUCUCUCUUGGAGAUACCCGACCUCAAAUCAGCAAUCUCAUGCUCCUUUUGGACUCCAGCCUACAUCCAAUCAUUGACUGUAUACCUCUUCUCUGGUUCAAACCGGCUUCCGAUCUCGCUUCUCUGGGAUUUCGUCAUCAGCACCUGA
Messenger RNA from Dioscorea cayenensis subsp. rotundata (Guinea yam), 1386 nucleotides. RefSeq lists its product as uncharacterized. The record is from RefSeq and is a predicted model, not a curated record. Bases 1 to 1386 code for a protein of 461 amino acids. Lineage: Eukaryota; Viridiplantae; Streptophyta; Magnoliopsida; Dioscoreales; Dioscoreaceae. The transcript has a single exon.